Messenger RNA from Coniophora puteana RWD-64-598 SS2, 940 nucleotides. RefSeq lists its product as uncharacterized. NCBI's taxonomy places the organism in Eukaryota, Fungi, Basidiomycota, Agaricomycetes, Boletales, Coniophoraceae. The coding region runs from base 123 to 782 and encodes 219 amino acids. The record is from RefSeq and is a predicted model, not a curated record. Gene Ontology annotation, biological process: transcription initiation at RNA polymerase II promoter. The transcript is spliced from 6 exons. Gene Ontology annotation, cellular component: transcription factor TFIIE complex.
CCCAGCCAGCACCAGCAACAUCUCAUGUUGAGCCUUCCGUUGCCCAGGAGGCGUCAUCUUCCAAGAAGAAGCGACCAAAGACCAAUGUCGUUUUCUCCCAGCCAGCUGAUACUGGCACUGGUAUGAAUGUCAAUACCCAGCUGGUUUAUGCAAUCAACCACCUUAAAUCUACCCAUAAUCCUAUGCGAUUGCAAGACGUUGCUAUCGUCACCAAUACGCCCCUAGACACGGACAUGGUCUUGCUCGAAAAGUUCAAGGCUCAUGAUCGUGUCCAGUAUGAUCCAAAGACAGACUUGUAUUCAUAUCGGCACGACUAUAGCUUCCGGAAUAAGGCGGCUCUGUUAACUGAAAUACAACGCCAGACACGGAAAGGUGGUGGUAUCCCAGUCCGAGCGCUCAAGGAGUCGUGGAAGGAAGCCCCUCAAGCAAUUGAGGAGCUCGAGAAAGAAGGUGAGGUUCUCGUGACGCGCACGCAGAAAGAUGGACAGUUGCGCAUGGUCUUUUGGAACGAGAUUAAACCGGAUGAAGAGAGUGGCGGGAACCAGGUCGAGAAAGAGUUUCUGGAUCUGUGGCACCAGCUCAAGGUGCCAGCGGAAGCUGACCUUCUGAAGGCACUGAAGUCAGAGGGCUUGCAAGCAACUGCGUCGGAGGCUCUCGUGCCAAAAGCACCGAAUGGGAAGAAGAAGGGCAAACGCUCUGCUCCUCGUCAACGACCUGUUCGCAUCACAAACACACAUUUGAAGGGGUCGAUAGAUCUCUCCCGCGACUACAACGACAAGUAACUGGAAGAAGCUGGUUGCUGGAGCUCUCUGUGGUCCUGCGGAGCGCGUAGAUAUGUGUAGAUCCAUACAAGGCUACUUUACAUUAAUAGUACGAGCGAUUACCGCCCUGAGGCCUCUUGAAGCUACCUAUGGAUGGCUCAUGCAAUAUAGUGGAGUUG